AUGGCUCCGCGCACCCUGCUGGCGUGGACGGAUGCCAAGCCUGUGGCAGUGCGACCAUCCAACCACGGUGACAACCAUGCGUCUUCCGCUGCAAAGCAGCAGCACCAGCACCAGCACCAGCACCAGCACCAGCAGCCACCACCACCGGCAUCGCUACCGGGAGCGGUGGCAGCAAAUACGGCAGCAACAUCUUCAUCGUCGUCAUUAUCGUCGUCGUCGGGAAGCCGCCAUUCCGGACGGCUGACGCCGCUGCCAACGACGGCGACGCUGACGCCGUUUGUGCCCACCUUUACGCAGGCGUAUGCGAUGCAAAUCCACCAAGCCAACAACACGCGCGUGCUGGUGAUGAUCAACGGGCACUGCGACAGCGCCAAGACGAUGGCGCGGGCCAUCUACCGCACGUGGACGACGGUGCCCGGCCGCGAGUUUGUGACGGUGCGCUUCGUGGUGGGCGACUCUGGCACGCGCGAGCAGGCGUGCUCCGGGGAGCCCGAGGUGGAGGAGAACAUGAUGGUGUAUCUGCGGCAGUGCAGCGACGACUACCCGCCUGUGGACAAGGUGCUGUGCAUGUGGGAGCACGCGCGCACCACGUGGCUCGACGCCUACGACUACUUUCUCAAGGUGGACGCAGACACGUACCUCAACAUCCCCAACCUGCUUGUGCUGCUGGCCAUGAACCCGCCCACGCGGCCGCUGUUUGCCGGUGGCGUGGGCUCUGGGCGCGACGGCGACCUGCCUGCGUACUGCAUGGGCCCCGCGUACAUCCUCAGCCGCCACACGCUGGGGGCGGUGCCGAGCGACGUGCAGGCCAAGGCCACCAAGCUGCCCAACUCCGACACCACCUUCUCCUACUUUGUGACGGAGCACAGCGGCGUGACGUGCAUGGACCACGUGCACAAGCAGUUUCGCUGGUCGUUUAUGAACCGCUACUGGGACUUUCGCGACGGCGCCAUCACGGGGGUGACGCUGAACGAGCAAGCGCAGAGCGUGCUGCCGCUGUACCACCCGCUCAACAGCGCCCUGUUCAACACCGUGUCUGCGCACCCGCUCAAGACGGAGCGCGACAUGGUUGUGUUCCACGAGGCCGUCUUCUACAACCGCCUGCCGCUCUUCCCAAACCCAAAGGCCACGCAGCAGCGGCCCACCCCGCCCCAGCUGCGCAACCUGUGCGUGUACAACCCCGCGCGGCAGUACGAGAUAUCUGGGUUUGUGCUGCGCGAGUGCCCGCCGCGCCGCCCGCACCGCCCGCGCAAGCUGCAGGAGGCGUUUGUGCUGCACCUGGCGCACGACCAGGGCUCUGUUGCGCGGGCGAUGGCCAUGGCCAAGGAGCUGCGGGCGCACAGCAUCAAGGCGUCGCUGUUCAACGGGGUUGACGGUGCCCACCUCGACACGGCCACACACCAGGCGUUUACGUCCUCCUCCUACCUCGCAUCCUCCUCUGCAUCAUCAAGUGCACACGCCGACAAGGGUAAGGGCGCGUCGAGCAACAGCACGUCUUCAUCGUCAUCGUCGUCGCCAUCGAGCGCGGUGCAUGCGUUGAGUGCGCGGGACGUUGGGCGGCGGGAGACAUACCGGCUGCUGCUGCACCGCGUCUUCAGCGCCACGGACGACAACGACGCGCUGUACCUGGUGGUGGAGGACGACGUUGUGCUGUCGCCGGUGUUUGCGCAGCGGCUGGACACGCUCUUGCAGGACCCGCGGUGCGGCAGCUACCUGUCGUCCGGAUCGGGCGGCGCGCUGCUGCUCGGCGCAACCAUUGCCCGCAACGGCACAUAUCCACGGGUGGACGCGCACACGGGCGGGUGGGCGAUGGCGGAUGAGGAGAUGCGCAGGACGCCCGGCACCAUGUGCUACAACUUCAACUCGGGCGUGGAGAACACGUUUGCGUUUGUGCUUGAGCGGCGGGCGAUGCAGCUGCUGCUGACGUGGCUGAGCAACCCGUCGCACGCCAACCAGCCGUUUGACCACGCCUGGCGCUACCUGUGCGACCGCGGCAUGCCCGUGCGCGUGGCCUUUCCGUACAUUGUCAUCCCGCACCGCGACGCAGGGCGGGAGCACUCGCCGGUCGACACGAGCACGUGGGAACACGUGCACAGGUGGACCUUUCAGAACGACGACAAGCGCAGGCGGCGGUGA
Messenger RNA from Salpingoeca rosetta, 2136 nucleotides. RefSeq lists its product as uncharacterized. The transcript has 2 exons. The record is from RefSeq and is a predicted model, not a curated record. NCBI's taxonomy places the organism in Eukaryota, Choanoflagellata, Craspedida, Salpingoecidae. Bases 1 to 2136 code for a protein of 711 amino acids.